CAUUCCUCUCAUCCACACAGCCUUGAUGCAUGAGACCUCGCCUUGUGGUACCAUCUUAUGGUCUCGACGAUGUUGUUUGAAGCGGUGUGAGAAGAACUCCAGACUGAACACAGCAAGUCAGUGAAGGCGCCCCGCAUGUCUUCUGCCCGCACCCCCCCGCCUGUGCAGCCUGUGAAGCUCUCACUGCCCUUGGUAUACCAGCAGAAGCUGUUUGAGGAGCUCCGCAAGGAGGAUGAACUGGUGGUUCUGGCCCGAGGUCUCGGCCUCAUGCGCCUUAUCACGAACCUCCUUCACUCCUAUGAUGCCGCAGGAAACAACUUGAUCGUCAUCGUCAAUGCCGAAGACAGGGAAAAUGCCUGGAUCGGUGAAGCGCUCGCCGAGCAUGCCGCCAUCAGUAUGUCACCAAAGGCCAGGGGCCUCACCGUGGUCAACACCGACUACACGAGCGUGGGUGCUCGGGAGAAGAUGUAUGCUGGUGGUGGUAUUUUCAGCGUCACAUCACGUAUCUUGGUCGUCGAUAUGUUGACCGGUCUCCUUAAUCCGGAAACCAUCACCGGCAUGCUCGUUCUUCACGCCGACAAGGCUGUUGCAACUUCGUUAGAGGCCUUCAUCAUCAGGAUAUACCGCCAAAAGAACAAGGUCGGCUUUCUAAAGGCGUUCUCCGACAACCCAGACCCGUUCACGGCCGGCUUUUCGCCCUUGGCUACCAUGAUGAGGAACUUGUUUUUACGAAAAGCAUCUUUGUGGCCACGAUUUCAUGUCCACGUCGCGCAGGCACUCGAGGGGAAGAAGAAAGCCGAGGUCAUCGAGUUGGAGGUGCCAAUGACCAACGCAAUGCGUGAGAUUCAGGUGGCCAUCAUGGAAUGUGUCGAAGUCAGUAUUCAUGAGCUGAAGAAGGGCAACACGGGGCUUGAGAUGGAAGACUGGAACCUCGACAGCGCUCUUCUCAAGAGCUUUGAUGUUCUUGUCCGCAGACAGCUCGAUCCUAAUUGGCACCGGGUCAGCUGGAAAACAAAGCAGAUUGUGGGCGAUUUGACUGUACUCAGGGGUAUGCUGCACUCAGUCUUGGCCCUCGAUGCGGUCUCUUUUCUUCAGCAACUCGAUACCAUUCAUGCUGCUCACUCGCCACCCCCUGGAUCGACAAGACAGACCCAGUCUCCGUGGCUCUUUCUCGAUGCAGCCCAGACCAUCUUUGACACUGCCAAGAAGAGGGUUUAUGCCAGCACCCAGAAAGCGAAGGCAGACUCCAGCAUCGAUUCUCUGCAACCUGUACUCGAAGAACAGCCAAAGUGGUCAGUAUUGGCCGAUGUGCUAGAAGAGAUAGACCGUGACCUUUUCUUUGAGCAGCAAGCCCGUGACGAUUCCAACGGCACCAUUCUAAUCAUGUGCUCGGACACGAACACAUGCCGCCAGCUCCGCGACUAUCUUCAGACCAUGCACGUCAAGCCGAGGACUGAGAAGCGCAUUGAGGAGGUCUACGAUCCAGAAGAGGACAAGCCUUCAGCCGCCUACAUGAUGCGCAAGAAGCUGCGCAGCUAUCUCAAGUGGAAGAGGGAGUUUGCCCAGGUCAGCGCCACGCUGUUCGCGGAGAAUCAAAAGGCGCUUAGUGGUGCCGUUGACCCCCGUCUUGCGCAGUCCAAAAGCCGGGCACCCUCUAACAAGAGACGUCGGGUCCGCGGUGGUGGAGCGGUAGGCUCUGGCUCGAGCCGUCUAGAGAAUGGCAGCAUCCCGCAGUACUUUGAGAAGCCUAAUGAGGUCGCCGAGCUGAUGGGGCAGAUUGACAUUACCGAAGCGGAAGCCAACCAGAAAGAUGACCUCGUCAUGGCUGACCCGUUGGAAGACAUGGACGACUACUACCAGCUCUACGACAUGCAAGAUCUCGUCGUCAUCCACGCGUACGACGGCGAUCAGGACGAGCACGUGCUGGAAGAAGUCAAACCCAAGUACAUCAUCAUGUACGAACCCGACGCCUCCUUCAUCCGCCGAGUGGAAGUCUACCGCUCCAGCCACAACGAUCGAAAUGUCAGGGUCUACUUCCUCUACUACGGCGGCUCGGUCGAAGAACAACGCUACCUCUCCACCGUCCGCCGAGAGAAAGACAACUUCACCAAACUCAUCAAAGAGCGCGCCUCCAUGUCCCUGGUAAUGACAGUCGACUCCUCCACCGAAGACCCCCAAGAAGCCUUUCUCCGCACAAUCAACACCCGCAUCGCCGGCGGCGGGAAGCUCUCCACCGCCACCGCUGAGCCGCCCCGAGUGGUGGUCGACGUUCGUGAAUUCCGCUCUUCUUUGCCGUCCCUCCUCCACGGCCGGUCGAUGGUCAUCGUGCCGUGCAUGUUGACAGUAGGAGAUUACAUCCUCUCCCCCAACAUCUGCAUAGAACGAAAAUCCGUCUCGGAUCUCAUCUCCUCCUUCUCCAAUGGAAGGCUCUACUCGCAAUGCGAGACCAUGUUCCAACACUACCAAAACCCUAUGCUGCUCAUCGAAUUCGACCAAAACAAAUCCUUCACCCUCGAACCAUUCGCCGACCUGUCAGGAAGCAUCUCCUCCCUCAACUCGGCCAACGCAGGCGAGAAGGACCUCCAGUCCAAGAUUGUGUUGUUGACGUUGGCCUUCCCCAAGCUAAGAAUAAUCUGGAGCUCAAGCCCGUACGAAACAGCAGAGAUUUUCGAACGGCUAAAGAGUCAAGAGAAGGAGCCUGAUCCGAUUGCCGCGGUCAGGGCAGGGUUGAAUGACGAGGAUGAUGUCGAAGGGAGCCAGCAGGGGCAAGGGGCGGCUUUCAACCCGGAGCCGGGGGAGAUGCUGGCCGCUGUGCCCGGGGUCACGCCGAAGAAUAUUGGGAAUAUUACGGCCAAGAUGGAGAAUAUAAAGGAGGUUGCGAACGCGACGGUUGAGGAGCUGAGUGCGCUUGUUGGGAAGGAGGCGGGCAGGCAGAUAGAGAGGUUCUUUGGGAGGGAUUUGUUGGAGGAUAGUUAAGCGACUGAGCGGAGGGUGUAGAUGUGUCGAUAUGUGGUAUGAGGUGGGAGGUAGAUGCAUAAAAAAAUAAAUAAAAAAAAAAUGUUUGGUUGUC
Molecule: messenger RNA, 3070 nt
Organism: Podospora bellae-mahoneyi
Lineage: Eukaryota; Fungi; Ascomycota; Sordariomycetes; Sordariales; Podosporaceae
Gene: rad16
Product: DNA repair protein RAD16
Exons: 2
Coding region: 136-2976 (946 amino acids)
Biological process (GO): double-strand break repair via homologous recombination; resolution of meiotic recombination intermediates; double-strand break repair via single-strand annealing, removal of nonhomologous ends
Cellular component (GO): nucleotide-excision repair factor 1 complex
Molecular function (GO): single-stranded DNA binding; single-stranded DNA endonuclease activity; damaged DNA binding
Source: RefSeq, a predicted model, not a curated record